UCUGUUUCUGGGGGUUCUGGUGGCAAUAGCUGUGACGCCGGGGAGAAGUUUGAACAGUUUGUGUUUGGGGUCAGCAGUGAUGCUUGCUGCCUGUUUUUUGAGUCUGGCCUGAUAAAGAUGCUAAAUAGAGGGAAGCUCAGUCCCGAUGACCUUUUCUGCUGACUGGACCACCCGCUGCAGUCUGUGGCUGUCCUGCUUAGUGGCUGAACCAAACCAUACAGUUUGCAAACGCUUUGCAUAUGAAAAUAGUCUAACCACUUGACACCUAAAAAAGUCUGGUUUUGUGUGGUUCACUACAGACACUUCAGGUCUCACUUUCUUACACCUGUCAGCUGGAUUUUGAUCCUUCAGAUAAACAAUGGAGUUUUAUGUGAUCAUGAGUCUUCUCAUCUUUGGGUGCAGCCUCAGCUCCUACUCUCAGGUCCUCCUGCAUACGUACAUGUACAGCUACGUUAAAAUAAAAACGACCUGGGCUGGCGCUCAGCAGUACUGCAGAGACAACUAUGACGACCUGGCAACCAUCACAAACUCAAAGGACAUGAGCAAUUCUGUAUUUACCAAUUCACCAGUGUGGAUAGGACUACAUGACGACCCAAACGCCUGGAAGUAUAACAUGGGCAAUGAGUCCAACUCCUGGAGGUGGUCAGCAACUGGUGAAACAAGCCCAACUGGUUAUAAAAACUGGUCGGCUGGUGAACCUGACAAUGGGGGUGGACAUGAAUUCUGCGUAGUGAUGGAUCCUAAUGGACAAUGGAGUGAUGUGAUCUGUGAUCAAUUAAAUUUCUUUGUUUGUUACAAUAUGACAAACCAAAAUCAAACAAUUUAUGUGUUUGUCGCAAACAACUUCACAUGGAAUUCUGCUCAAGCAUAUUGCAGACAAUACUACACAGACCUGACUACAAUCGACUACAGUGAUGACAAUGCUGCCGUCUAUUCUGCAAAACCACAAACACAACCAGUUUGGAUUGGUUUGUACCGAGUGCCUUGGACCUGGUCUAACAACUCUCCCAGCCUCUACAGAAACUGGUUUUACCUCAAGCCAGACAAUUACUAUCAUGCAGAGUUCUGUGGGUACAUAUCAUCUUCUAACCAUCAGUGGGAUGACAUUUCUUGUGACAGUGUUAUGUCCUUCAUCUGCCAACAAGUUUCAAAACAGAAAACCAUUAUGAGGAUUAAAAUCAAGACUGAUGCAGACAUGACCAAGUCAGUUUUUAAUACCCAGAUCCUCCAGCAGAUAGGUGUAAAGCUGAGCAUUCAGGGAUGGACUGGAUUGUAUCUGCAGUGGAACACUGAACCCCAAGGCAGAAACUGAUCCUGCAAUUUUUCGUAAAUAUGCACGUCGGCUGCAUUUCAUCUGUAUAUAUGUGUGUGAGCUUCCUUCACCUCCCUGAUUUUGACGGACUUCUCUGGACACUCCUCCCCGUCCCCUGACCUGAAUGCUUUCUUUUUCAUUCAGGGCGGCUUUCAUUUGAAGAGUGUACAUUUGUACAUUUUUUCAUAGACGUGCCCUCUAAUCCGGUUCUCUUUGGGUUUAAGAGAAAUUCUAAGAGCUUAAUCGGUGCAUAGUAAAGUCUCUAUGCAAAGCUUUACUAUGUCACACAGGAAGUCUCACAAAUACUUUCGUGUGUUGUGAAAACCAGAGGAUCAAAUGUGCCUCGAGAUAUUAAGCUGAGCUUUGAAUAGUUAAAUGAAUCUCAACAGGUAAUGUGAAGUUAAGGUUGACUGGUCAAAAGUUGAUGGUACUGUAGCAACCCACGUCUGGACCUGGGCCCACCCCUACUUUAGAGAAUUCAUGUUUGGUUGAAC
Molecule: messenger RNA, 1806 nt
Organism: Betta splendens (Siamese fighting fish)
Lineage: Eukaryota; Metazoa; Chordata; Actinopteri; Anabantiformes; Osphronemidae
Product: macrophage mannose receptor 1-like
Exons: 6
Coding region: 359-1312 (317 amino acids)
Source: RefSeq, a predicted model, not a curated record